UUUACCUGGUUAGUACUCAAUCCGUGGGGUUAGGAGGUUUCAUUCGCAUUUCAGGUGUUGACGCGAUAAAAUCAAGGCAAUUAAUAUGAGAGUUUAUUUUAGAUACAUUCUCUUCGUAGUACUCUCCUUAUCGCCCACUUUAGUACGAUGUCAAGGUCACGUCUUGGAUAAACCCGUAACGGAGUUGUGUUUGAAUUGUAUUUGUGAGGCCAUUAGUGGCUGCAAUGCUACGGCUAUUUGCACCAGUCCGGAAAAGGGCACCUGCGGCAUUUUCCGCAUAACGAAUGCCUAUUGGGUGGAUGCCGGGAAACUCACAAUAAAUGGGGAAAAUCCCGAUUCUGAGAAGGCCUUCAUCAAUUGUGCCAACGAUCCUCACUGUGCUGCUAAUUUGGUGCAGAAUUAUAUGAAAAAGUUUAAUCAGGAUUGCAAUGACGACGGAGAGAUGGACUGUCACGAUUACGCCAGGAUACACAAACUGGGAGCUUAUGGCUGCCACGCGGACUUGCCCUAUAAAUAUCAGAGCACCUUCGAGGAGUGUAUUGAAAAAUACGAAGAAGAGGGUAACGAGUGAAACGAUUAGAUUAAAAAAAGAUUAAAUGUUAUUUAGUUAAUAAAUAAAUGUCGGGAAUCACCGCCAGGAAAAAA
Molecule: messenger RNA, 645 nt
Organism: Drosophila ananassae
Lineage: Eukaryota; Metazoa; Arthropoda; Insecta; Diptera; Drosophilidae
Product: lysozyme
Exons: 2
Coding region: 86-571 (161 amino acids)
Molecular function (GO): lysozyme activity
Source: RefSeq, a predicted model, not a curated record